AUGGUCGAGCAAUUCCAGUUUCGCGAAAACGAACCAGCCUUCAUUACAUUAGAAGAUUUCCCAACUGACAGAGCUUAUCCCGCGAGUUGGUUACUUGAGGAUGAUAACAAAUUAUCAGUGUUCGAGUAUUCUACAGAUCUUUUUGCACGAAAUUCAUUGGAAAAUUUUGAAAAGCGGACUGAAUUUCUGGAAAUUACUGAUUUGAAGUCAAAUGCUAGCAGUGUGAAGAGUGUGAAAGAAGGUAAACGAGGUGCAAAUGGCCGUGAUUAUUGUACUUAUAUUUGUAAACAUAGUUAG
Entrophospora candida is the source of this 297-nucleotide messenger RNA. NCBI's taxonomy places the organism in Eukaryota, Fungi, Glomeromycota, Glomeromycetes, Entrophosporales, Entrophosporaceae. The record is from the annotation of a GenBank genome assembly.